Styela clava is the source of this 4875-nucleotide messenger RNA. The record is from RefSeq and is a predicted model, not a curated record. Lineage: Eukaryota; Metazoa; Chordata; Ascidiacea; Stolidobranchia; Styelidae.
CAGUUAAAAUUAGAAGGGUUAGUCUCGUGGAAGCCGUGGCAAUAUGUGUGAAACGUCGCAGCUGCGUGGACAGCACGUUUGUAAAUUCUGGUCAUUGCAUUUGACUCAGAAACUUUUGUAGAAUCGGGAUAGGAAUUUUCUAACAGCCUUGUUAACAUUGACGACUUGAUUCUUGGAAUCUGAAUUCAUUUUUUGUUGCUUAUAAUGAAGCGCAAGGUCAGCGAUCUGAGAGUUGCUGAGCUGAAAGUAGAGCUCGAAAAACGUGGCUUGGAAAGCAAAGGACUGAAAGGUGUUCUUGUUCAGCGACUGCAAAAGGCCAUCGAGGAAGAAGGUGGUAAUGCCAGUGAAAUUGAAUUCUCUGCAUCAGAAACUGCUUCACCAAAAGCUUCUCGAAGGUCUGUCGGGCGAUUGAAGCGCACUGUUGAAAGUGAAGAAGAGUCAUCUCAGGAGGAAAAAGUGGAGACUGGAGAGCCUCACACUGUGGAAGUAACUGAAAGGGCAGAAGAAAUCAAUGGCUCCAAUACAAUUGGUGAGGCAUCAUUUCACUCGGUCAAUCCAUCUCAAAUCGAGCAACAAAACGUCGUAAUAGAGGAAGAAAUUACAGAGGAAGUUCGCACUCAAGACACUGAAGAGGUACCGGCUGACGACAACGAUGCCACUCCAACGAGAGAUGAGGAAGAUGAUGAGGGUUCUACAUAUGAGGAAGACACUCAACAAGUGUGUGAUGAGGAAGUUAUCGAAUCAGAGGAGGUUAAUAUGGAAGGUAAUGAUUUCAGGUCGGAACACGAGGAUGUUGGUGAAUAUCCUGAGGACGAGGGCCAAAUUCAGGAAGAAGCUUCAGUGGAUGUGACUGGAGAGGGUGAACAAGUAGUGGCCGCAUUUAGGGAGUCUGAAAGCAAUGUCAAUAUGGAGGAAACCAUUGAGGAACCUGCAGCUGGGAGUCUCGUUAAAAAUGAAGGGGACAUUGCGCAAGAGAACUUAACAGAGGAGGUAGUCGUCUCUGAAGUCUAUCUCCCUGAAAAGACUAUUGAAGAGGCUGAUGUAGCACAAACGGAAACGGGUCAUACUUUAAAUAAAAUGGAUACUAUGGACAAUAACAUUAGUGAAAGUACAAUUCAAGAUGUCAAAAUGAAUGUGGAAAAUAUAAAGGACGAAAAAGUCAUUAAACAAGAUUUAGUUGAUGAGAAAGAGAAAUCAGAGACUGGGAAAGAUGAAGUUGCAGCUGAAGAAGACUUCCUCGACAUGUUGGAUUAUGAUCUUGAGAUUACUAGCGAUCAAAAUAACAUAAACCCAGAGGACCAGCAGACAAAAACUUCAGAAAGCGACGGUACAAAUACCGGGAAAUCAACCAAUGGCAAAACCAUGUCCCCCUCACAACAACGCAAAACAAGGCAAAGCUCAGACUCCCUAAGAAGGCCAUCAGCCGACCAAACAAAAUCCGGAGGGCAAUCAUCAAAGAGUUCAACCUCGGCAACUAAGGAUGGAAAUAAGACACCCUCUAGUGGUAAAAGUGGUUCUGCAUCAAAGAAAGACGAUUCAUCGAAUAAGAACUUAUGGGUCAGUGGUCUAUCAUCAACAACUCGUGCGAGCGAAUUGAAAAGUGCUUUCAGCAGAUAUGGCAAAGUAAUUGGAGCCAAAGUUGUGACAAAUGUAAAAAGUCCUGGUUCUCGUUGUUAUGGCUACGUCACUAUGGCAACUGCAGAAGCUGCUAGCAAAUGUAUUCUUCAUCUGAAUAAUACCGAGAUGCAUGGACGAAUGAUCACUGUCGAAAUUGCGAAAGGUGAUCCGUCUGCCUCUUCAAAGAAACCAGCUUCAAGCAGUUCUGCCAAGAAAGAGUCUGAAUCGAAAGACGCUUCAUCGAAAUCUAAGGAAUCUGAUUCCAAACCUGGUUCUACAUCAACUAGACGCCAGUCUGGAGCUGCUACAUCGUCAUCCACUAAGGAUGCAAGUGGAGAUAAAGAUAAAAUAGACAGUGACAAAAAACCUGCUUCAUCGGAUGCUAAAAGUAAAGAUGGUUCAGCUGCAAGAAAAAGUACUGAUGACACCAAAAACACUAGAAAAUCCAAAUCUCCUGCUCGCGAUAGAUCUCGUGCUGAGAGAACUUCCGCCAGUGGACCUCGUGGAGAGAAACGACACAACAGAUCUCCACCACAUAAUAGAAAUGCUUCAUCACGUAGCAGUACUGGAGCUUCUGGAGGUAAAGAUGAACCAGAGAGAAAAAGAGCAAGACAGCCUGAUGCAGCUGACAGAAAAGUUGUCAUUGAUUCUAAUAAAGGUGAACUCAGAGUGAACGUCAGCAGAAACAGUGAAAGAGCUGCCAGAUGGCAAGGCAAUGAUCAGAAGCCUAAACCACUCCUGUCGAGGAGAAGAAGCGCUUCUCCAAUGAGAAGAAGACCUUUAUCACCUAUGAGAGGAUCAGUUCUAUCUAGAACUGGAAGAGGGCGAGGUGGCCGGAUGGGAGGCAGAGGAGGUAUGUUGUCAAGACAAUCAGGUACUUAUGAAGAUAGAAGGGGUGCUCAAUCCAGAAACACUGGCAGAGGAGGAAUCCUGUCAUUCAAUCAAAUAAGAGCUCAGCAACGGGAACGUGAUCGAGCUCGUAUUGCUGAACGUGGGGCUAGGUUGGGGCGUGGAGGUGCAUCACGAGCCGAUCUUCACGCUGAUCGAGAACGAUUGAGGCGGGAAAGAGAAGAAAGAGAUAAACUGAGACAGGAACGAGAGAGAUUGGAAAGAGAAAGAAGACAAUUGGAAAAAGAUAGACAAGAAAGAGAGAGACUCGAAGCAGAGAGACUUCGUCUUGAAGCUGAAAGAAAAAGAGAAUUAGAAAGAAUUGAAAGAGAGAAAGCUGAAAUGAGAAGAUUGCAAGAAAUCACCAGGUACGAAGUGGAACAACGACAACGUGCAAUCAAGCGAACAUACGACGAUGAUUCAACUGGUCACCGUGGCAACCGUUCAUCCAACCGUGAUAUAUAUGACUCGAAACGUCCGAUGGUUUCUGACAGAGAAAUUGGAAGAAGCGAUUCAAGACGAGAACGAGAUGACAGAAGAGGCUAUGAUGGCUACAAUCAGCGUGGUGGACCAUCGAGAAACGGACCUUUGUCACGAAACGAUUCUUCUGAACCUCCUCCACCUGGUACUACAACCUACAGAUCAAGUCAGCAGGGUACAUACCAUGGAUCAGGAAGUGGUCCAACAGAUGGUCGUGGAAAAUCUGGUAACAGUGCUGCUGGACAAUAUCGUGAUGGUAGACGAGGGCCUGAUGGAGAUGCCAGAUAUGGUGGAAGCACAGCAGCAACUGCUGGUAGAACAGUUGAAAAAUAUGACAGAAGACCUGGAUCAAGAGAUACUGCUGGUGGAAGAUCUGUGGAAUAUGCUCAUGGUUAUGAUCGUGAAACAGCAGAUUCACAGGGUCGUAGGCGACCUACUGCUGCAUCAGGCAGGGACCAGAGUGGAAGAAAAGUCGUCAGGGAGAGACAGACAGGUUCCAGUGCCACAAGUCAGGAAUUCAGACGUCCCGGUGCUCGCAGUGGAUCUGGAGCUAGAAUAGAAAUCACAAGAGAGCAGUCGCCUCCAGUCCGACGUGCCAGAAGAGAUAGUUCACCUUCUGGUAAUGCAAGGGCACCAUCCAGUGGAUCAAGAGGGGGUGCUUGGCGAGAUACUGGAAAGACGACUGGACGUGAGACGUCACGAAGAGGAGUUGAUGAUAGAGAUUUGAGAGAACAGAUCAGAGGUGGCAGACAGGAUUCAUAUUCUGAACAAAGUAGAGAAAGAGGCAGCCAGAGGAGAGGAGGUGGAGGAAGUCAUCAUGACAGCAGUCACUCUCCAUCUCCACCAGGAAGAUCCAGCGGACAAUAUCAAGGAAGAUGGCCUGAUAGUACAGAAUCCAGUUCCUCUCAGAUUUAUUCUGUUGGAUCUGAGGGCAGCUCCAUUCCUACAACAGGACGUAAUACAGGAAGUGCAGCAUGGGGUCAUGUACAACAGUGGCCAAGUGCAACACAGAACGUUAGAGCUUGGCCAGGUUCAUCAAUGCCUGCUUCGGCCACGUCUGCCAUUUCUAGACAAAUGCUUGCAGCAGCAGGUUACGGUACAGUUGCACCCUCUCCCACUGCAUUGAUAGCACCACCACAAUCUAUGAUACCUGCAACACAAGGCUACAUCCCAUCAUCCGACACAAGGCAAUCAAGAUCUUCGUUUCCCGCCAAUUAUAAACCCAUACAAAGGAGAUACUGAUUGUUUCAUAGUUUAGAAUUAUCGUGAUGUUUCAAUAAUAAUCAUAAUAAGUUGAACGCCAAGUAACUAAAUUCUAUCUGCUGCACCCUGAUCCGUGCUAUAAUUUAUCCUGCAACCUUUAUGAUAAUCACAUUUUACUGUAGUUUGGUAUUACCGUUACUUCUAGUGGGCAUGGCAUAACAAUUUUGGCCCCCAUCUGACUACGUCCUUCAACAUUUACGUCACGGCGAUGUCGAUCACUUAAGAGCUAUCCAAAGUAUACGACGAUCGCGGGUAACGGUGCCCGCGACCAUGAAAAAAUGCACCAGCGAUCCCGUUAUCACAGACUUAACUCUACUUAGCUUCCUGAUCUUUAUCGCGUCUGUUAUGAUUUGGCGUAGGCUAUUAAUGAUUUAAGACAGGUUUUAUAAAAUGAUUAGUGUGCCCAGAACGAGCUUGAUUUUCGUGGAUUCCUUCCUACUCAAUAGCGACACCUGUGGAUCGUCUCUCUUGUGUCCAAGCUGCUUUUAGUUAUUUUAUUGAUCCAAGGCAAGACUCCGGCAAAAUUGUUUUCUUAUGAUUUUAUCUUAGUUGCAGGACGCAUAAUUUGAUUUUCUUCUUUUCUUAUUUUUAUUUCGAUUGAUGUGAAUAAAUAUGAAACCAUUUUUA